Dothidotthia symphoricarpi CBS 119687 is the source of this 1163-nucleotide messenger RNA. RefSeq lists its product as uncharacterized. The record is from RefSeq and is a predicted model, not a curated record. The transcript has a single exon. Bases 364 to 1104 code for a protein of 246 amino acids. NCBI's taxonomy places the organism in Eukaryota, Fungi, Ascomycota, Dothideomycetes, Pleosporales, Dothidotthiaceae.
CAUCCCUUGCUCGAAUAGCAGCAACUCUCUUUUUCCCUGACAAUUCAUCACGGUCGUGUCAACUCACCUUCUUCUAACUACAUUGUCACUUGCUUCGUCCUCAUUACCCUACAACAAAUCAGAAUGGGGUUCCUAUAUAGUCAAUUCUUCAAGACGCCAAUCUAUCCCAAAGGCAACUUCAGAGGCAAGACAAUCAUCGUCACGGGAAGCAAUGUUGGUCUGGGCAAAGAAGCAGCACGCCAUUAUGUGCGCUUGGGAGCCAGCAAGCUCAUCCUCGCUGUGCGUAGCGUCGAUAAGGGUCAAUCAGCCAAGAAAGACAUUGAGAGUACUAUCAAAUGUAAUAUCGAUGUGUGGAAGCUCGACAUGAGCGACUACGGAAGUGUGCAGGCUUUCGCAAAGCGCGUCGACGCUGAGUUAGAUCGCGUAGAUAUCUUCAUCGCAAACGCAGGCGUAGUGCGCGCCGAGUACCACGCGGUCAUGGGUCACGAGGAGGGGAUUUUGGUCAACGUCAUUUCAACUUUCCUGCUUAUGGCACUCAUGAUGCCCAAGAUGAAAGACACGGCCGCUAAGUUCAACACACGGCCUACCUUUGCUGUGACAGGAUCUGCGGCGUACGAACACACCGUAUUCCCCCAGCGGUCCGCCCCUGACGGUGGCAUCUUGACUGCUCUUUCGGACAAGGAAACGGCGCUCAAGUACUGGUCUCAGCAGUAUCCUGUGUCCAAGCUCGUACAACUUCUCCUCGUGCGCGCUAUUGCCGAGCACCACCCAGCUAGCGAGUUCCCAGUGACAAUCAACAUCGUCAAUCCAGGACUAUGUCACUCCGAGCUGGCGCGUGAGGCCAACGGAUGGAGCUUCUAUCUCUUCAAGCUCAUAGUGGCGCGGUCUACAGAAGUAGGAAGCAGGACGUUGGUUCAUGCAGGAGCUUCGGGUGUCGAGACUCAUGGCAAGUAUUUGAGCGAUUGCGCGAUAGAGGAACCCAGUCCCUUGGUGACUGACAAAGAAGGCAAGGAGUCGCAGGAUCGAAUUGCUGCUGAGGUGAUCAAGAUGAUCGAAUCUAUCCAACCAGGUGUAUCCAAGAACUUUCAAACUGUCAAAGGAUAAGAAUGGCCAUCACAUCUCGGUUAGACCCGGAGGUUCUUCUCGCAGUGCUUAGUUUUCAG